AUGGCUGCUCCUACUGGCGAUAUCGGUCUCAUCGGUCUGGCCGUUAUGGGUCAAAACCUGAUCCUCAACAUGAACGACAAGGGCUUCAAUGUCGUUGCCUUCAACCGAACAGUUGAGAAGGUCGACCGCUUCCUAGCCAACGAGGCAAAGGGUACCAACGUGCAAGGUGCACACUCGCUCGAGGAGCUCGUUUCCAAGCUCAAGAAGCCUCGCAAGAUUGUCCUCCUUGUCCAGGCCGGCCCCGCCGUCGACGCCUUCAUCUCCAAGCUCGAGCCUCUCCUCGAGCAGGGCGACAUCAUCAUCGACGGUGGUAACUCACAUUACCCUGACUCCAUCCGCCGCACGAAGGAGCUCGAGGCCAAGGGUCUCCUUUUCAUCGGUUCCGGUGUCUCUGGUGGUGAGGAGGGUGCCCGCCACGGUCCCUCACUCAUGCCCGGUGGUUCCCCCGCCGCAUGGCCCGCCAUCAAGGAGAUCUUCCAAAAGACCGCCGCGCAGGUCGACGGCGAGCCAUGCUGUGACUGGGUCGGUGAGACUGGUGCCGGCCACUACGUCAAGAUGGUCCACAACGGUAUCGAAUAUGGUGACAUGCAGCUGAUCGCUGAGGCUUACGAUAUCCUCAAACGCGGUCUUGGUGUCAGCGAGGACGAGAUCGCCGACAUCUUCAACAAGUGGAACAAGGGCGUUCUCGACUCCUUCCUCAUCGAGAUCACCGCCAACAUCCUUAAGUUCAAGGACGACGACGGUGAGCCCCUCGUGAACAAGAUCCUCGACAAGGCUGGCCAGAAGGGUACCGGAAAGUGGACCGCAAUCAACGCUCUCGACGCUGGCAUGCCCGUCACCCUCAUCGGUGAGGCCGUUUUCGCCCGUUGCUUGUCGGCCAUCAAGGACGAGCGUAUCCGUGCCUCCAAGGUUAUCGCCGGUCCUCAGAAGGAGCCAUUCCGUGGUGACAAGCAGCAGUUCAUCGAUGACCUCGAGCAGGCUCUUUACGCCUCCAAGAUCAUCUCCUACACCCAGGGCUUCAUGCUCAUGCGUGAGACUGCUCGUGACCUCAAGUGGAACCUGAACUACGCUGGUAUUGCUCAGAUGUGGCGUGGUGGCUGUAUCAUCAAGUCCGUCUUCCUCGGCGACAUCACUUCCGCCUACCACAAGAAGCCCGAACUCGAGUCCCUCCUCUUCGACGACUUCUUCAACAAGGCCGUUCACAAGGCUCAGCCCGGCUGGAGGCGUGUGAUCGCUCAGGCCGUCCUCUGGGGUAUCCCCACGCCCGCCUUCUCCACCGCUCUUGCCUUCUUCGACGGCUACAGGUCCGAGGUCGUUCCUGCCAACAUCCUCCAGGCCCAGCGUGAUUACUUCGGUGCUCACACCUUCCGUGUGCUUCCCGGCAAGGAGAACGAGAAGCUCAAGACUGGCGAGGACAUCCAUAUCAACUGGACCGGUCGUGGCGGUAACGUCUCUGCGUCGACUUACGUCGCCUAG
Molecule: messenger RNA, 1476 nt
Organism: Stereum hirsutum FP-91666 SS1
Lineage: Eukaryota; Fungi; Basidiomycota; Agaricomycetes; Russulales; Stereaceae
Product: 6-phosphogluconate dehydrogenase
Exons: 10
Coding region: 1-1476 (491 amino acids)
Biological process (GO): pentose-phosphate shunt, oxidative branch; pentose-phosphate shunt
Cellular component (GO): cytosol
Molecular function (GO): NADP binding; phosphogluconate dehydrogenase (decarboxylating) activity
Source: RefSeq, a predicted model, not a curated record